Molecule: messenger RNA, 606 nt
Organism: Aspergillus fijiensis CBS 313.89
Lineage: Eukaryota; Fungi; Ascomycota; Eurotiomycetes; Eurotiales; Aspergillaceae
Exons: 1
Source: RefSeq, a predicted model, not a curated record
ACGACCCCAACAACCACCACCUCGCAAACCCAAAGAUUCUACCGCCUCAAAAACCAUGACAGCACCACAACGACCACCAGCAGCACAAUCCCAACCCCAACGCCAACCCCCGCGCACCACCACCUCAUCGAAACCACCCGCCGCACAGCCCUCUACACCCUGACCCUCUGCCGCAACGUAAUCACGAUCCUCGAGCUAACCCGCCUCCGCAAAUCCCGCAUCGGCCUGCUCCACUGGAUCGAGUUCUGGAACCGGUACUACGGGCGGCGGUUCGGGCGCGCGCUGGCCGCGCACGUCACGCAGGCGCUGGGCCGCAUCGACGCGCUGUUCCGCGCCGUGGCCAACGACCUGCACCAGCUGACGCAGCGGGUGCACCACGCCGUCGCGACGGCGCUGCACACCGAGCGCGAGAUUCUGGGAUUGCUCGAGCGCAUGGAGGACGAGGUCGGGGUGCGGCGCCGGCGCCGGAGGAAAAAGGCCCAGGCGAUUCUGGCCCAGAUGCGCGCGCGGCUCGAGGCCAUCCCCGUCAAGGUUAGUGAUGAGUUGCUGGACGAUCUCAAGCGCGGGGUGUUUGCGUUGGAUGUCUACUGUGACUAUUAUCCGGGG